Schistosoma turkestanicum is the source of this 1185-nucleotide messenger RNA. The record is from the annotation of a GenBank genome assembly. Lineage: Eukaryota; Metazoa; Platyhelminthes; Trematoda; Strigeidida; Schistosomatidae.
AUGAGAGAAUUAAAGAAAGACGAGUUCGCUAGGGUUGUGGCCAAACUUCACAAUUAUAUCAAAGAUGCUGAUGAAUUACUGAACAGACCGGACGACAAGUACAAUUUCUACUUCCAUCGUGACCGUGUUUUUUAUUGUCGUUCAACUCUCGCAAAACACGCAGCAUCAAUUAAAAAAAAACAUUUACUGAGCUUCGGAACAUGUAUUGGUCGCUUCUCGAAAACAGGCAACUUUAAGCUACACAUAACUGCACUUGAUUUCUUAUCUCCGUAUGCCAAGUUCCGGGUAUGGUUAAAAGCACCAUCUGAACAGCAGUUUCUGUAUGGACAAAAUAUUCUGAGGUCAGGUGUUGCUAAGAUGUCUGACAACACUCCUCAGUAUGCUGGUGUUGUUGUAAUGAACAUGAGUGAUAUGCCUCUAGGUUUUGGGGUCGCUGCCAAGUCAUCUCUGCAAGUAAAGAACACUGAUCCGAUGACUGUAGUCCUCUUUCACCAAGCUGAUGCUGACAAAGUACUAGCUCAAACUACGUUGGAGAAACUUAGCGGCCAGUACGAAUCUCAAGACUGCACAAAUUUGUCGAAAACGUCUGUAUUUUACAGUGGUGCCUCAUUCAAUCUCUUUUUGAUUUCACAUGUUCUAGUGAUUGGUGACUUCCAUAUUCCUGAUAGGAAACGUUCUUUACAUCCUGCAUUUAAAACUCUUUUGGCUCCUGGAAAAAUACAACAUAUACUAUGCACGGGAAACCUUACUUCAAAGUAUAUGUAUGACUAUUUAAAACUUAUUUGCGGAGAUGUGCAUGUUGUAAAAGGCGACUUUGAUAAGGCGUUGGACUUUCCUCUUACAAAGGUUCUGAGCGUUGGAAACUUCAAAAUAGGACUUAUACAUGGACAUCAAAUAGUUCCUUGGGGAGAUCAGAAAAGUCUAGCUACACUUCAGCGGGAGUUAGAUGUUGAUAUAUUGAUUAGUGGUCAUACUCAUAAGUUUGAAGCCUAUGAAUAUGCUGGACAUUUUUACAUUAAUCCUGGUUCGGCUACUGGUGCGUAUAGUCCUUUUGAACAAAACCCACAACCUUCAUUUGUUCUUUUGGAUAUUCAAGAAACUGUGAUACAAUUGUACGUGUACACUCUAGUGAAUGAUGAACAUAAAGUUUCACGCAUAGAAUACCAUAAAAACAAACAUGCUUGA